This is a messenger RNA of Capronia coronata CBS 617.96, 3354 nucleotides long. RefSeq lists its product as uncharacterized. Bases 1 to 3354 code for a protein of 1117 amino acids. The transcript has a single exon. The record is from RefSeq and is a predicted model, not a curated record. NCBI's taxonomy places the organism in Eukaryota, Fungi, Ascomycota, Eurotiomycetes, Chaetothyriales, Herpotrichiellaceae. Gene Ontology annotation, molecular function: DNA-binding transcription factor activity, RNA polymerase II-specific; zinc ion binding; DNA binding. Gene Ontology annotation, biological process: DNA-templated transcription; regulation of DNA-templated transcription.
AUGUUCCGCUUUGGUGUGUCUCACCAGGAGAAUGAAGCCCCGCCCUCACCAUUGGGGAGGUCGAAGACCUCAAGCCUGAUGACGAUCAAGCGCCAGAUUACAAGAAAUCGGACGAGCUACAGCUGCGUGACCUGCAGAAGACGUAAGGUCAAGUGCGACAAAGUACACCCCGUAUGUGGAGGGUGCAGAAAGAUCAACGAGCAAUGCUCGUAUAGUCUGGACGAUGCCGCUUCGAUCCAUGCCCCUGCUAGCUUGGUCGACGGGGAGAACAACGCGGAAAUUAAGAAAAGGAAAAUAAGUCCUCCCCACGAAGCCCCAACCGCUUCCUCGUCGAUCUCCGGCUCGUCUGAUGCGGCUAGCCCAGCCCAGCUGAAAGCGAUCGAAGAGCAACUGUUUCGUCUCACCACAAUGAUUGAUGCCUUGCGGCAGGAUGCCGAUGAUGGUCUACAAUCACAGUUGCAAGAAUUGCUCAUGCCUACCACGUCCAGUUCCGACCGAAGCCCUUAUCAGCGGCGGGGCCUGAGUCUCGACAUGUUCAAGCAAAAGAUCCAAGGACCAUCCGAGGACAGCAGCGAUCUCAGCAGGCCAUUGUCAGGGAUGAAACUGAGCAACGGCGUCCAGGCUACUGAUGAUCCCCUCUGGAAUCAUAUUUCUAACGAACUUGACCAACUCAAUCAAUCGAUGCGAGAAGGGAGGGCCAGCGAAUACGUAAGUCCUGCAAGCGUUCAGGACACACGAUGCCCUCCCGGUUGCACAGAAAUCGCCCAUGGACAUGCAGUGGCAGAAAAAGAUGACUUCUGGGAGCCAACAAGUUUCCACAAAGAAGCCAGCCGAGACUUCGUCCGUUGCUGUGAUCCAGACAGCACUUGUCCGGUUUGCCAGACGAUGCCGUUUUCCAAAUCCGUCCUCCUUCAAGGCAUUCCGGUCAGAUUCUCACCCGCUAGUGCUAGACACCACCUUCUGCGGAACCUGCCCACCCGGGCACAGAGUAACGUUCUCUUCAGAUGCUGGCUUUCUGGUGUAUACCCGAUCAUGCCAAUAAUCAAUCCUGCACUGUUGCUAGAAGGGAAUGAAGCUCUUUGGACUUACCUUGAAGCCCAUCCAUCCCCCGACUCCGACUACCCUGAUCUUGAGGUCUUGGGUUUGCUAUACGCGAUCUGGUAUGCUGCUGCACUGAGUAUUUCAAGUAAGGGCCUUCAGCGUUGGUUCCCGGGCACAACGAGAGCCAAACUUGCCUCUGGCUUCCAUGACCAAGUGGUCUUCGGUCUGCAGCUGGGCUCAUUCACAAGGAAUAUAACGCUUCCGAAACUGGCCGCCCUCAUCCUUAUCACUUCCAUGCCUGUGGCCGAAGAGGACCCGAUACAGAAUAGUCUAUACAUGCAGCUUGCCGUGCGACUAGCCUCCAGUAUGGGAUUGCAUCGAGAACCUACCUUAUUUGACGUCCCCAAAUCCGAAGAAGGGACCCGCCGACGCUUAUGGUGGCAGGUUGUCCAGAUGGAUGUGUCACUUGUUGUCGCGAGUGGAUUUCCCUCCCUCAUUUCAGAGGCCUUCUGUGACACGAAUAUAAUUUGUGAAGACUCUGAUCCGGUCCUGGACGUUGAUGAACCUCAAGGUGUCCAUCCGGCUCAGGGCCAGGGAGUCCCAUCGUCAAAUGACGAGCCGGAGGAGAGAAAGAGGAUCCCGUCCCAGCGGACACUGAAGCUCGUUGGCAGGGCGAGGUCGGUCAUGGCUUGCGCCUUGCGCAGUGUUGUGUCGAUCCAUUUAGGAACCAAGAUGCUCACGAAUGUGGACAUGCAAGAAAUGAAACGUGUCAUGCAGGAGUCUGGACAAGAAGUGGAUACCAUCAUCAGCCAGAUUCCCGCCAGAGGAUUGCCUGAGCUCGGGUUUGUUCCAGAUGGAUUAAAGGAAGGACAACGCACCCUGGACUGCGACCAGAUGAUGACCAGUCCAAUCAGCCAGAAAGAAACAGCAUACUACAAGACUAAUACUUCCGAUGACGAGUUAUCAUCACCCGUAGCACGUUACUACCGGCCGAAGCUGGCGGCUUACAACAAAUGGGCCAGAAUUUCUCUCUCCAUGCUCAAAGACAAGCUUUAUUGUGUCGCCUAUGGACCGUUUCUGAAGAAUGCGAAAAGCAAACUGUGGAAUGUGGGCAGGCAAUGCGCACUCCACAAUAGUCACAGCUUUAUGAGAAAAUUUAUUUCUCUAGCUACAGACCCCGAUCUGGAGCCGUUUCGAUGGACAUGGCCUGCCAUGCAUGGACCGUUACACGCGGCCAUGAUUUCACUGGUCGACCUCUAUGAGAGGCCAGAUAGUGUUGAGGCACCAAGAUCAAGGGAGCUCAUUGAUGGUAUAUUCUCACUGUCCGCCCCGGAAUUAGGCAUUGUUGGUGGGCCCAACGGUGUCACCGCUCAGAGACCGAUGAGGGAAGGCGGUCUCGAAGCUUGGGACAUGUUACGUGCACUCCGAUCCGCGGCGUGGCAGAGAGCCGGGCUUGAUCCGACAGUUUUAUGGACUGGGCAGGAUCAACUUCAGAUCGGUCUUGCAAAACCACUUACCGGAGAGCAGAGGAUCGCUCAAAGCCUAAGAGAAGAUACUGUGUACGAAGCUCCGCAACCUUCAAAAGACAACACGGCCGAAAUCACAGCAACGGAGAAUAGUGCCCGUUACGUGGUACGGAUGGCACAGAGCGAAAUGGUCCAUCCAGAAGCACAGGAUGGUCUUCGCUGUACCCGUACUCGACGAAACCAGUUUCUCAAGGACAUUGAAAACGAAGUUCAUCGUGGCUCAAAUCGAGGACUGGUCCGGAGAGAAGGCCAACAAGCUAUGCCAUUCCCGUUGAGUGGCCGGCUCGCCCAGUGUUCACGGAACUUGGCUAGCACUGAUCUCCCCACGGAUCAUGUCCUAGAGCUGCGCAGCCAUUGCCCAAAAGCCGGAGACCACGCAUUCCACUCUUCUGAUCGUGUUGAUGGAGAUGAAACCGCACAUCAGAACGGGGGGUUGAUUUCAAGUGAAACAGAUGAUCAGGUAUCUCGGGAAGGCCUUUCGAUCUCAGAACAUCGAGCAAAUGUAGACAAAGAGUCACACAACGAGGUGAAUGGCACGAUUGAAAAUGGGCUUCCUCCCGCGAAUGGCUUGAGCAACGGCUACGGCAAUCAUUUCUCUCAUGACAAAGUAGGUGGCAAGCAAGUUGUCCAAACUGAAUUGGAUUCCGGGCUACACCAUGACAAUCUGGCCAACACUAAUGGUGAGCUUGGAUUUGACUGGGAGCGCUGGGACUCAGUGUUUGGCCAAUACUCAGGCUUCACUGACCUCAUGGAGGACGUGACGUGGACUGACUACGUCGAUGAGUGA